AUGGGAGCCCAGAAGUCCACAGGAGUCCGGGAAAGUAACUUGAAUCCAUUAAUGUUUCAUUUAACCACUUUAUGUUUUCUUAUACUUGGCUGUUAUUGGACGAAUGCAUAUCCUCAACAAUAUCGUCAUCAACAAGAACAACAUCCGAAUGAAGCAGAAGAUCUAUGGGAAAAAAUGCCUAUAACUCAUGACUAUUUCAAACAGUUGUAUACGGACAAUGAAGGAACAUCAUUGAGAGACGACGUGAUUGAUUCAUCAUUAGAUGAAAAUUUAAAUCGUUGGCAUUUAUUAGAAAAACUUUGUAAAUUUUACGAUUGUCCAAUGACACAACAUCGUCGUGAUAUCAUUACUGAACAAGAUGAUCCUAGACAUAUAAUCUAUCAAUCAAAUCAUGAUUUAAAAAAACGUUUAUCCAGUCUAUUUCAUGGUAUACCAAAAUUUGGUAAAAGAACAUUUUCAGCAGCAUUUACCGGUAUACCAAAGUUUGGAUAA
Molecule: messenger RNA, 492 nt
Organism: Didymodactylos carnosus
Lineage: Eukaryota; Metazoa; Rotifera; Eurotatoria; Philodinida; Philodinidae
Source: the annotation of a GenBank genome assembly